CCCCCCACUUUGAUGGUCAUCGUCAAAAUUACGCGCGCGGCCCGCCAGCUCGAGGCUGGGCCUAGUAGGGCCAGGGUGCCCUGGCCCCUAGGCCUGAGCCUGCAAGGCCCAGGCCCAGGGCCGAGGCUGGCCGGACAUGUACAGAGCUGCCAUGAGCGGCCCGCGACGUGCUGGAUAGGGAACUCCGGUACAUGUGAUCAUUUCAAUUUCAAAGUCCUGUGUGGGGCAAUGGCGACUGUCGUGGAGAGAGCUCAAGCAGCAACGGGAAGUCAACAAAAGGCACCCCGGCCGUUGUCUGCUGAUGAGAUCCCUGGGGCGGUGGAGAAGGAAGUCCAGAAGUUGCAGUCAGACGAUGUUGGGACGGCCUCCCUUGCCGCGCUGGCCAUCUUCUUGUUGGGGCAGCGGGAGGAUGCGUGGCCCCAUCUGCACACCGCUAUCCGGCCCUUGGUGAAUCUGCUGACGUCAGACCAGGAGUCAAUUCAACGAAACGUGUUUGCCGCCCUCACUGUCAUCUCCAACGCUAAUGACGACCUCAGGGGCCAGGUGGCAGCUUCCUCAGCGGUGGUGCCCGCCUGCCUGGACGCUCUCUCCGAUCCAGUCCUGGGGGUCAAUGCGGCCAACUUGCUAGGGGCACUGGCGCAACAUGCAUCCGUGAGCAGCGACUUGUUUGCGGUGGGGGGCAUUCCGCGGCUGCUGGCGGCGUUCGAGGUCCCGCAGCAGCCCGUCCUAUGGGAGGCCGUCGUCGACGUGCUAUGCCACCUGGCAGCCGAGGAGUCGUUGCGGCCGUCGCUGGCGCAGGAGGGCGUCAUCGGCGGGCUAGUCCCCCUGCUGGCGUGCAGCGAGAGCGAGGUCGUCGUGCGCGCCCUGCUCGGGCUAGGCAUGCUCUGCGGCGCAGAUGCGGAUCGCCAAGCUCGGCUGGCGGAGGAGGACGGGGCCGCCACGCAGCUGCUGACGCUCAUGAAGUCCCCCGACGAAGACGUCAGAAACAUUUCAAAAGAGGUGUUCUUGUCCCUGGCGUCAAACCCCAUUCUCAAGCCGGCCAUUGAAGCAGAAAUCAGACGAUCUACUUCGAAGUCAACAGAACGAUGAUUCGCUGGCACUUUGGAUCUGGACGCACGCUGCUGCAUAUUGAUUCGUUACCUUGCUUCCAAUCAGGGUUCAAGAGGGCCGUCCGAGAUGCCACUCGUGGCUUAUUAUAUGCAGCCAUUUGGCGUAUGUCUACAGAAGAUUGGUCUCAAAAAAGUUGUCCUGUUUCUGGAAGUCCAUGCACUGUCGG
Klebsormidium nitens is the source of this 1276-nucleotide messenger RNA. The record is from the annotation of a GenBank genome assembly. Lineage: Eukaryota; Viridiplantae; Streptophyta; Klebsormidiophyceae; Klebsormidiales; Klebsormidiaceae.